AUGGGAUUCUCGAGUUCGGCCUUUUUAGGCCUGAUUGCCAUCCUGGUGGCUACCCUGGGCCCAGCAGUUGUGCAUAUGAUCAAAGUCGGCGGUCCUUUUUUAACGCCAAAGUCAACUGUACUCGGUGUGGGCCAAGGGCCCAUCAUCAUUGAGGAUACCGUUCAUUGCGAAGAUGUGCACUAUUACCGCCCAGCCAACCUGCUGUUCACGGCGUGCGAGGACGUGAAAGAGACCCGCUUCGACUGGUUCCCCGCUCUGGCUCAUUUUGAUGCUAAAGCUGCAGGUCGGGGAUCUAUUCAUGUUGUCGACCCGAAGACCUUCAAAUCCACCCGUCUGACACUCGAAAACUUCAACGGCCCCUUCGUCACCCACGGCAUAGACGUCAUCCCAGACCCCGAACACCCAGCCGCAGUCUACAUCUUCGCCGUCAACCACCUACCAAACCCAGAAUCCACCCCAGACUCACCGUCCAUUCCCACAGCACGCUCUCAAAUCGAGCUCUUCCACCACGUCCUACAUUCUACCUCAGCGCAGCACGUCCGCUCCAUCCGACACCCGCUCAUCCAAACCCCCAACGACAUCUAUGCAGACAGUCCGACCUCCUUCUACGUAACAAACGACCACUUCUACCGCGCCGGUCUCAUGAGACUCGUCGAAGACGUCUGGCCGUCCGCAAAAUGGACCAACAUCAUCCACAUCCAGCUCCAGCAACUACACAACGUCGCCGAUGAAACCGCACACCUGACUGCGUCUAUCGCGCACAGUGGAUUAUGGAAUAACAACGGUCUCGGCCAUGCCCGCUCUGAGUCUGAGGUUGUUAUUGCCAGCACGAUGGGUGGGGAGUUGUGCCUUGCGACGCGGUUCGAGAAUAACACUCUUUCUGUGCAUGAUACUAUCGUCUUUGACACUGUCACUGAUAACCCGAGUUACUAUGUGGAUCCGUACGCGAGUGACGGCGAGGAUGCGAGUGGUUUCGUUGUCGCAGGUGUUUCGCAGGGAUUUUAUCUUCCGCAGACUGGGCGGGAUCCGGACGCGUUGGAGGCGGUGCAGGUUUGGUAUGCGAAGGAGAAGAGGAAGGAGGAGGUUGGAGCUAGUACGGGAGGUUGGGAGAAGAGGUUGUUGUUUGAGGAUGAUGGGAGGAGGAUUCGGAGUGCUAGUGCGGCGGUUUUGGUUCCUGUUGAGCAGCGGGAGGGGGAUGGGUCGGAGGGGAAGAAGGCUUGGUUGUUUGUGACGGGGUUCUUGUCAGAGAGUAUGAUUGCUGUGCUGGUUGAUUUGUAG
Penicillium daleae is the source of this 1278-nucleotide messenger RNA. Its product is annotated as serum paraoxonase/arylesterase family protein. The transcript is spliced from 2 exons. NCBI's taxonomy places the organism in Eukaryota, Fungi, Ascomycota, Eurotiomycetes, Eurotiales, Aspergillaceae. Bases 1 to 1278 code for a protein of 425 amino acids. The record is from RefSeq and is a predicted model, not a curated record.